Molecule: messenger RNA, 1239 nt
Organism: Torulaspora delbrueckii
Lineage: Eukaryota; Fungi; Ascomycota; Saccharomycetes; Saccharomycetales; Saccharomycetaceae
Gene: RRP14
Product: ribosome biosynthesis protein RRP14
Exons: 1
Coding region: 1-1239 (412 amino acids)
Biological process (GO): ribosomal small subunit biogenesis; ribosomal large subunit biogenesis
Cellular component (GO): nucleolus
Molecular function (GO): RNA binding; DNA binding
Source: RefSeq, a predicted model, not a curated record
AUGUCAAACACAUUGGAGGAACGCCUUCGGGCCAAUUCAAAUGCUUUUGAAGGACUUUUAGCUCUGAUUCCUGCAAAAUAUUACUAUGAUGACAAGACUCAGGACCAGUGGAAGGCACAGAAGAAGAGUAAAUCGCAGGCUAAGGAGGAUAAGAUGAAGAAAUUGGAUCCCGAUCAGAUGGAUGAUGAGACUUUAAGUACAUUAGAAAUAAUGAAGAAGAAGGAAGGAAAUGCGAAACCAGUUAUACUGCCCGGUGAAAAGCACAAGAUCACUCGAGCAUCUAAGGAACCUGUCAAGGAGUCCAAAGAAUCUGUGGGAAAAGAGGAAGAGGAAGAAAAGAUUGGUCUGAUAUUUGAUGAUGAGGGGAAUGAAGUAAAGGAAGAUGUAUCAGAGGAAGAGACGGUACAAUCGAAGGUGCAAGAGCAGAUGAAAUCUCAAAAGCCAGAGAAGAAGAACCUUGAAGCUCUGAGAUCAAAGCUCCAGUCCAAGAUCCAGGAAUUGAAGGAAAAGAGGAAAGCUCCCGGUACCAGAGUAAAGGGUGCCCCAAGCUCUAGAGAGGCCAUCCUGGCGGAGAGAAAGCAGAAGCUGGAAAGUAAGAAGCAGAAGCGCAGGCAGCCAGAAGAAGAGGAAGAGGUUAACGCCAGCGAAAACAGCGAUUCAGAUCUCGAUGAGGAAAGCGACAACGAGCAAAGCAGAAAGAAACAGAAGGUCGACAAUUUGGCUGACCAAGUCAUGUUUCAAAACAUAGUCUUUGAUGAUGGAAAUGCUAUAACCUCUAACUUACAAAAUCUGAGGAAACUGGCAAAGAAGAAAGGACCGGCAAAUAAUGACAUAAGAGCUCAUUUGAAAUUGGCUGAGGCAAGGAAGUCAAAACUAGAAUCCAAGGACGAAUUGGAUCAAAUUAAAGAGAAAGAGAAGAGCAAGUGGCAAAGAGCCACACUACAAGCGGAAGGUGUUAAACUAAAAGAUGAUGAAAAGCUGCUGCGUAAGGCACUUAAGAGAAAGGAAGCUAAGAAGAGGAAAUCAUCUUUGGAUUGGAAAGAGCGUCAAAGAACUGUUGCUACAAAUAUUGCGGAAAAGCAGAAGAGAAGAGAAGCUAACCUCAAGAUAAGGAAGGAUAACAAAGGUGUCAAGAGGUCGAAGCAGCAAAAGAUGAUGCGGAAGUUCACUGGAAACAAAGGUCCCAAGAAAAGCAGAGCUGGUUUCGAAGGUAGGUUGAAGAGUGGCAAGAAAACAUGA